AUUGUAUGGUGUCGCUACUCUCUAGGCCGACAUUACGACACACCAGAUCUUUUUAUUUGAUACGAUCGAACGUGCACGCUGAUCGAGUGCAACAACUGGCAAAAUGAAGAUGGCGGACGGACCUACAAUCCUCAGAAGAAAUAGGCCCGGGACUAAAGCAAAGGAUUUCUGUAGAUGGCCAGAUGAACCAUUCGAUGAAAUGGAUAGCACGUUAGCAGUGCAGCAAUAUAUUCAACAAAUGAUCCGGAGAGAACCCUCCAAUGUCGAUUUAAUACUUAAAAUGCCAGAUGCUCAAGAUGAGGCUGUUUGGAAAUAUGAGCAUCUUAGACAAUUUUGUAUGGAGUUGAAUGGUUUAACAGUGAGACUACAGGAGGAUUGUCAUCCAGACAUUUGUACACAAAUGACAGCCACUGAACAAUGGAUAUUUUUGUGUGCUGCACAUAAAACACCUAAGGAAUGUCCAGCUAUUGAUUAUACACGACACACACUUGAUGGUGCUGCUUGUUUACUUAAUAGUAACAAGUAUUUUCCUAGCAGAGUGAGUAUUAAGGAAUCUUCAGUUGCUAAGCUUGGAUCUGUCAGUCGCAGGGUUUACAGAAUUUUCUCUCAUGCAUAUUAUCAUCAUAGAAUAAUAUUUGAUGAGUUUGAGAAUGAGACUUUUCUGUGUCGCAGGUUUACAGCAUUUGUAACAAAAUACAGCUUGAUGUCAAAAGAAUGUUUGAUAGUACCAAUAAUGGAAGAAGACGGAACCACAGAAAGUGAAGCCUAGAAUAUAAACAUUUAUUUAUAUUGCCCAAAGUUAAUUUGUCAGAUUUAGAGAGAUCAUUGAUAAUAUUAAUACACUGCUGAAGUACUUCUUGACGUUGUUCCAAAUGUGACAAGAGUGUCGGAAACGGGUCGGUAAUUAUUCCACCUGAAAUGAAAUGUGAAUUUCUAAAUUUAACACUACAAUUUCUUGUUCUCCAUUUUUUCUAAAAACAAUUCAAUGUAUAAAGCAAUUUUACAUGCUUCAUAAUCACAUUUACAGUAUUCGUUUAUCACUAAAAUAUGUCAGAUUUAUAAUGUAUGAAGACCAUUGAAACCAUAAACAAACUGUUACCAAGUCUUUUCAUAUGGAGAUACACUUCUUAUUCAUUAUAUUUUCUACAAUACAUUGAAUUUAAAGUAAUUAUGUGUCAUUGAAUUUUUGUCUCUAUGUACUAUUACAUGAAUAACUCAUCCAUACAAAUAUUAUAUUAAUAACAAGAAAUUCGAGUUAAAUCUUUCUUUUGCUGGAGGUAGAUUCCGUAGCAUUGUAUAUUUUUGUAAAAAUAUUUGAUUUUAUUUAAAUUAAUACUUAUAGAGGAAUUCAAAAACGUUUUUCGCACAUGAAGUUGUUUCAUUUAUAAAAUUAGGUGUAAGUUAUAACUAAAUUAAUAAGUAAGCUUAAUCGACUGAUUUUUAAUACUGAUUUUCUUUUAAAGUAUUUAUGAUGUGAAAAUAGAUUUAUUCCGUAUAAUAUAAAGCAAUUCAUCAAUUUGGUGUAAUUAUAAUCACAAUAUUAAACGAAUACUUAUUCAACAUCAUUAUUAAAGGCAGUGAUGGUAAUAAAUAUUUAUAUAAUAUUUAUCUCGUAUGGUAAUGAAACUGGAAUACAAAGCUUCUCUCCUGUUGUUAAUAAUAACUUACACUUGAAAGAAGUCAUAUUUAUAUUGUCAGUUGUUAGACAUAAGAAUAAUGUAUGUAGUUCUGACAUAUUGCCAGAGCUCUUGCAUUUAUAAAAAUAAGACUAGGGAAUUCGAGUAAACAUGAAGCUAUAGUUUCAUGAACAAACGUUUAAUGAUUCAUUAAUUCAUUAUCUGAUUGGCUAUAGAAAUAUUUUACAGUUUUAAUGAUACUAAUUUUUAAAUUGCAAUAAUAUUAAUUUUUACUUGAGUUAUACUUCAGUUUUGACAACAUUAACAAAAAAAAAUUAUUUUUUAAUCAUUUGAACGAAGACAGCUGAUUAUACAUUAGGAAGUUGAAAGUAUCGGAAGUGUCAUGAAGUUGAAAGUAUUCUCUAGUUCUUUCACCAGGCAAUAUCAGUGCCAGAUAAUUAUCUACAUCACUGCCGAAUGUAUAAGCUCUACUAGAUAGACUUCACCAGCGGUUAAUAUAAAAUUAAAUGCAUCUGCGGUUUUCUGUUUCAUUGUGGAAGAUUUCCGUAAGCUAAUUCAUAAAUAACCCUUUAUGAAUUUUCCAAUACGAUCUCAUGGAAGAAUUGUAAAACAUUCUGUCUCCGAAUUCUGACCAGUGGUGAGUGCCACAAGAUUUUAAUUAGCAAUAUAUUAUGCCGAUGCGACGUCGCGAUAGCUUAUACUAUUGCGGUACAAUUGCAAUACGACAGAAUGUUCUUGUUUUCCUUUUUAAAAAUUCGCAGAACGAAUUUAUUCGAAGGGCACUGAAUUUUCGUACUAUAUAUAAGUUCGCGAUACUCGUGCAUACCCGUUUUUGAAUGCAACAUUGUACAUACGGAAAACAAACAAUUUGUAAAUAAGGAACUCGGAAAUAUUCAUGAACGGGGCAGACGACAGGAACAUAUUGUUAUGCGAUCAUUUCUGUAACGAAUGUGCAUGU
Messenger RNA from Nomia melanderi (Alkali bee), 2595 nucleotides. RefSeq names its product MOB kinase activator 4 (gene Mob4). NCBI's taxonomy places the organism in Eukaryota, Metazoa, Arthropoda, Insecta, Hymenoptera, Halictidae. The record is from RefSeq and is a predicted model, not a curated record.